GAUGAUUUUUAUACAAUUAUGGCAGCAAUAGAAGAAGGUAAAGCAAUAUUUCAUAAUAUACGAAAUUUUGUUCGAUUUCAAUUGAGCACGAGUAUUGCUGCAUUAAGUUUAAUAACACUUUCAACUGUUUUUCAUUUUCCUAAUCCAUUAAAUGCUAUGUAA
Molecule: messenger RNA, 162 nt
Organism: Rotaria sp. Silwood1
Lineage: Eukaryota; Metazoa; Rotifera; Eurotatoria; Philodinida; Philodinidae
Source: the annotation of a GenBank genome assembly